Gymnodraco acuticeps is the source of this 1173-nucleotide messenger RNA. RefSeq names its product BCL2 like 16 (gene bcl2l16). The coding region runs from base 179 to 790 and encodes 203 amino acids. Gene Ontology annotation, biological process: regulation of apoptotic process; intrinsic apoptotic signaling pathway in response to DNA damage; extrinsic apoptotic signaling pathway in absence of ligand. Gene Ontology annotation, molecular function: protein homodimerization activity; protein heterodimerization activity. NCBI's taxonomy places the organism in Eukaryota, Metazoa, Chordata, Actinopteri, Perciformes, Bathydraconidae. The record is from RefSeq and is a predicted model, not a curated record. Gene Ontology annotation, cellular component: mitochondrial outer membrane. The transcript has 3 exons.
UGCAACACGUAGAGACACACUUCUCUGGACCCCACACGCUUUCACCUGCUGGAUCUUUCUCUGGCUUUGGUGUGUGUUGAACAGUAAAGCACCCCGAAGCGCCAUGACAGGCUGGUGUGCCACACGCUGCUUGGAGCUGAUAUCUGUCUUCCACUGACAAUCCAUCUGAGAAACAACUAUGUGUCAGUCGGCGGUGCCAGCGGCCAGACUGGGCCUGAACAGUGCUGACCCGCUGGUGAGAGAGGCUUUUCUGAUGGCUCAUGACUACAUAGACUAUGUAACCACAGGGGGGGCCGAUGGCACAAUGGGUCUUGCCCCCACAUCCUGCUCCAGAGCGCUGCGCCAUGCUGGAGACGAGCUCCUCACCCGCUUCCCCAUCUUCUUCAGACGCUGGCCUCGAGUCUUCCAGGAUGUGACGGAGAAAACGGCCUGCCCCACGCUCUUGAGCAUCCUGGACGAGCACUUCUUCGCCCCGGUGCCUGGGGGGCGGCGCAGGGAGCUGGCCUGGAGCGCAGUGCUCUCAGUGUAUGUGCUGGCGGGCCAGAUGGCUCUACAUUGCCAUGAAAGGGGCAUGGUGGUGGUCCUGCCUCAGCUGAAGGAGUGUGUGGGGGCGUAUGUGGAGAGAGUCGUCUGCCCUGAGAUACGAGAUGGCGGAGGAUGGAGUGGUUUUGUAUCACGCUUUGGAGAGAAGCAGGGCCUGGAGGGCCAGGUGAAGAGAGGGUGCUACUGGACUCUGCUGGCGCUGGCUCUCAGCAUCCUCACCUACUUCCUGUGGAAGAGAAUGACUUAGCCAGCACUGACACCUAGUGACCGUUCACACUAACUACAGGAAUGAGCUGCCUGCCAUCUGAAAGUCACUUAAUUUCUCUUUUAAAAUUGUGUAAAAACAUGUCGAUAAUUUACAGAGGUGGGAAGUAACUAAGUACAUUUACUCAAGAACAAUUCUGAGAUACUUGUAUACUUGAGUGUUUACAUGUCUUCUACUCCACUACACUUCAUAGGUAAAUGAUGUACUUUGACUCCCCUAAGUGUGUUUUUGUUUAAGCAGCAUGUAAACAAUGCAUUGCACACAAUGUGCAGAUGAAAACGAGUACUAAAUGAACAGACAUAAGCAUAAAAUAUAAACAUCUCAAAAUAGAAAAUAAAAACAGAACUUUAACUUCUGAAAUCCUC